Molecule: messenger RNA, 2377 nt
Organism: Notothenia coriiceps (black rockcod)
Lineage: Eukaryota; Metazoa; Chordata; Actinopteri; Perciformes; Nototheniidae
Product: ATPase H+/K+ transporting subunit beta
Exons: 7
Coding region: 199-1074 (291 amino acids)
Biological process (GO): sodium ion export across plasma membrane; intracellular potassium ion homeostasis; intracellular sodium ion homeostasis
Cellular component (GO): sodium:potassium-exchanging ATPase complex
Molecular function (GO): ATPase activator activity
Source: RefSeq, a predicted model, not a curated record
GUGAGUUUUAGCUGAAACUACUGUAAAAGAGAAAGAGACAAGGGACAAUACAAGACAUUAGCACAAAGGUGCCUUAAAAUCUUUGGGGAGGGACAGGUAGGAGAGAGGAGAAACACAUAGUACUGUAAGUGAGAGGAGAAAAAAGUGUGAAGGAAAGGAGAGGUCUGCUGUGGAUCCUGGUCAGCACAGAGUUUCAUCAUGGCCGCCUUGAAGGAGAAGAGGACUUGUGGGCAACGAUGUGAAGACUUUGGCCAUUUUGUCUGGGACUCAGAUGAGGGGAAGUUCAUGGGCAGAACACCAGAGAAAUGGGUGUACAUCAGUCUCUAUUAUGUGUCCUUCUACGCUGUGAUGACCAGCCUUUUCAGCCUCGCCAUCUGGACGCUCAUGUACACCUUGGAUCCGUACACGCCGGACUACCAAGACCGACUAGCAUCUCCGGGGGUGAUGGUGUGGCCGGACACUUAUGGAGAGGAAGUUAUUGAAAUCACCUACAACACGUCAGACAAAGCCAGCUGGAUGAAGAUGACCAAAAUCCUCAAUGAGUUCCUGGAGCCCUACAAUGACACCAAGCAGCUUGAGUGUAACAACUAUAACUGCACAAAGGGAAAGUACUUCCUCCAGAAACACUUCCUCGGACCUGACCACACCAAGUACUCAUGUCCCUUCCUGCAAAGCAUGCUGGGACCCUGCUCAGGAUUUGAGGACUCAACCUUUGGCUACAACUGCUCCAUGCCUUGUGUCAUCAUUAAGAUGAACAGAAUCAUCAACUAUUUGCCUACUAAUCGCACAGACGUUGCCCCUUAUGUAAACUGCACUGUACUGGAAGGGGAAGGAAAUGUGGCCAAAAUUGAGUAUUUCCCUGAAAAUGGAAAUAUGGAUCCCUCUUACUUCCCUUACUACGGGAGGCUGGCACAGCCUUCUUACGUCAACCCGUUGGUGGCUGUUCGGUUCAGCCUGGUCGGAGCGAAGCACGCUAAGAUCCAGUGUAGAGUGGUCUCAGAAAAGAUCAGCUACGAAAACUACCACGACCCCUACGAGGGAAAAGUCAUCUUCCACCUCAAAGCAUUAAAAUGAGAAACAGUAGAGAAGAUACAGAGAAAUCAGUAACAACAACUAACCUUUCAGUAUCAGAGAUAGAGCAGCUGACGACAGAUAAACUAUUAUUUAACGACCUUUAAACCACUUUAUUCGUUUAGACACAAGAGGUUGCAGUGAAACUAUUGUAAUGUGUUCACAGCAGUAUCUUGCAUAAACAACACGUUCAAUAAUAAUCCAGUACCUUUUGGUAACACUCUUUAAACUCCUUGUAUUGUUACAUUUCUAUGGUGCUUUUAUGAACAUGAUUGUCAUGCUUUGCUGAGUGAUUCAUGACACUCUUUGUCUUGUGAUUUUACAUGAAAUAAAAAUUAAAUCUUCAUAUUGUCAUGUAACCCUGAUUAAGGUUUACCAAUGUAACCAUCUGUCUGCUCGUCAAACUAAGUAUUAUACCACAGUUGGCAUCACCAAAACCAAAGUUACCAGUUAUAAAGUUGUUAAAUAAAUAAACCUCCAAAAAAGGGUGUUGAGAUUAUCUUUGGGAUUUAAAACUCUAAAAACUCUACAUUACAACCAUGACUCAUAAGAACACAUUGUUUUUAUUUUGAAGGGGUCACAAGCCAAAAAAGUUGUGAAACAGUGGAUUAAAAGACUCAGUGACAUUUAUUUAUAUGGAGUCAUUAAGUCUAGCUUUCUACUAGAUGUGUUUCCUGCACUAUUUAUUAAUGUCACUAAUGCAGUUAACAUUGUCUUGACUUUGACAGUUGCCAUAUUUUUAAAUGCUGCAAAGUAAACGUUUACCACUAUAAAAUGUCAUAAAUGAAAGACAAAAAUGAAGGCACGAAGAGCCUGACGUGGAGUUGAGAGGGGGAGGUCAUGUAUGUGAGUAUUGGGGGCAGAGUAAGGAGGUAACAGAGAGAUUUAGAAGAUUACAGCUUUAUGGUCGGACCGAGGGAAGUCUAGAAAUUCCAGAGAUGCCUCAGACCACUGACUAACUGGAUGGAGUUAAAAACUUCAAAGCAAUACAAAUCAAAAGGUAAGGAAACAUGGGCAUUAAGAUCACCAGCAAAUAAAAAAUUCCUUCAUAUCAAGGUAUAAUACGAUAUUGAAGUUCAGACAAUAAUCAGGAUUUAAAAAUGUUCUUCAGAGAAAGUAAUGCAAUCUGAGAACAGAGUGAAUACAAACUAAAAUCAAUAAAAUAAUGAUGUAUCUUCUUGUUUUUAAUAAAUACAUUAUCAUUGUUAGUUAUGACCAACAACACAGGAAUGGAAACUCAAUCCACUACACAGGAAAAGAGAAAAAUACCCCUCUGUUUUGACGAAGGAAAAUGUGAAAUAUAUAA